CCGCGUAUCUGACAUGGUACAGUCCCAGAACUUGAAGCGUUUUGCGGGAAGCCGUUUGAGCUCGAGCUCCAAACAUUAACGUUACAAGCGGCAGUUUUUCCCCCAAAUGAGUACCAAAAAGGGCAGAGGAGCCAAAGUGCCCCGAGUGCCACAAGAUGAGAAUAAAAUCCAGAAAGGUUCAUCUGUAGAUGAUGGGGAAUCUCCCAACCUGUCUGUAAUAGAGAGAGCAAGCUUCCUGGAGGGACUGCAGCUAAACUAUGGUAACCCCCUGCACAGUACCGCCAUGGAGGAAGAUUUAAGCGUCUUAGAGGAGGAACGGGCGAACAAGGGAAAAGCUGGGAGAAAGGACAUUCCUCAGACGUUGAAGACUGCUGUCAAACAGCGUGGAGGUGCCAAGAAGAGGAAGGAGACAGAGAGGGAUGAUGAGAAUGAAGAAGAGGAGGAGGAGGAGGAGAAGAAGAAGAAGAGUAGAACUACUGGAGGGAAGGUCGAAGCAAGGUCAGACCCAACAAGCAACCAGCCUAUCCCAACAGCCAACGGGCUCAAAAAAUUGGUUGGGAAGAAACCCGCCAAGAGGAGGAGUGCUGGACAGACGUCUGCAGCGAGGCCAGUGAAGAAUCGGCAAACAAAGAAAGGCAAGAAGAAAGAGAGUGAAUCAGGAAGUGGAAAGUCUAGUGACCCUCAGUCACAGACUUCUUUUUCUUUUUACCCCCCCAAGGAGGAAUCUGACAUUAGCACCACCCAGCAGAGACGUAAGAAAGUCCUGUCGUCUGAUGAGGAGGAGACGGACGAGGACACGAGUUUGAACCCGAGUCCAAAGAAGGCCAAGGUGUAUAGUUUGAGCAGAACCAGAAAGUCUUCGUCCGAUGGGUCUAAAUCCAGAAAGUCUUCAUCGGGCAGUGCAUCGGCAGGAGCAAACAAGGCCGACACCAACAGACAGAGGAAGAAGAGACGUCCUCAGGGAGGGACAGAGUUAGAGGUGGUGCUGGAGGCCUUCCUUGACUUCUGUGAACAGUACAGGGAGUCUGUGGAGUCUAAAGCAGUCAAACAGUCCAUUGAUUGUUUCUCCUCCAAUGUAAAAGAGCAACUCCUGGAAAAGAUCACUUCUUACAAGGAGCUCAAGGUGCUAAAGAGAGACAACGCUAAGGUGGGCUCGUUGAUUCGUGGAAAGACACAGAGACUGUUGGACGCCAAACAAGAGCUGAUGAGGGCAGAGAGACAGGUGUGGUUGCUGCAAAAGGAGAAAGCUGAACUUGAACUCAGAUUAGGGGAUCUGAGACGAGGCCAAGCGUUCCUGCAUGACAUCAAAGAGCUCAACAAACAAUACCUGGGCUUCCGACACAAACAUCCCAGAGAGAAAGAAACGUAUGGAGCAUCCAGCUUGCCAGCUCUGCUACUGGAGGCCAAGCACAUUCAGGCAGCAGAGCAUCAGCUGAGAGGAAUCAAUAACCGGCUGGAGAGAAGACUGGGACUCGGAAACAACGUGCUAUGCCAUACACACACGCAAACGCACACUGAUUAAGAACUGUCGAUGUCUAUGUAUUGUAACACCAGUGAUUGUAUGCUGAGGAUUUCAUUGUGUAUGCCCAGGUUGGAUCAUUGUUAGAUAAGCUGUAAGUAUAUUAAAUGCAAAAAAAAUAACA
Dicentrarchus labrax (European seabass) is the source of this 1643-nucleotide messenger RNA. RefSeq names its product centromere protein U (gene cenpu). The coding region runs from base 107 to 1522 and encodes 471 amino acids. The transcript has 13 exons. Lineage: Eukaryota; Metazoa; Chordata; Actinopteri; Moronidae. The record is from RefSeq and is a predicted model, not a curated record. Gene Ontology annotation, cellular component: nucleus.